Messenger RNA from Sabethes cyaneus, 2530 nucleotides. Its product is annotated as E3 ubiquitin-protein ligase TRIM37-like. Gene Ontology annotation, biological process: negative regulation of centriole replication; protein autoubiquitination. Gene Ontology annotation, cellular component: peroxisome; aggresome. The coding region runs from base 47 to 2530 and encodes 827 amino acids. NCBI's taxonomy places the organism in Eukaryota, Metazoa, Arthropoda, Insecta, Diptera, Culicidae. The transcript has 12 exons. The record is from RefSeq and is a predicted model, not a curated record. Gene Ontology annotation, molecular function: ubiquitin protein ligase binding; zinc ion binding; tumor necrosis factor receptor binding.
AUAAUAGAUAAUUAAAACUUUAAUAAAAAUAAACAGAGUUAGGUUGAUGGCGAAACGCAUAGUAUCAGUUGCUUCAAAUGUAGCAAAUUAUGCUACUGGUAACAAUGAACAAAUCCCAGAGAUUAUCAAUGAUGUUUUCCGGUGUUUUAUAUGCAUGGAAAAGCUUCAAGAGGCUCAUUUAUGCCCGCAUUGUUCAAAACUAUGUUGCUAUUCGUGCAUUUCUCGUUGGUUAACCGAGCAACGCCAUCAAUGUCCACACUGUCGUGCAACAUUGCACGUUUCAGAACUUGUAAAUUGCCGAUGGUUUGAAGAAGUUGCUGUUCAUAUUGAGAAUCUGCAACAAAUUUGUCAGAAUAUUAAACCUGCUAACGUAAGUUAUCGUCAACAAGAUCAUUGCUUACCUCAUAAAGAAAAAUUAAGCGUAUUUUGUUGGACUUGUAUGAAAUGUAUAUGCCACCAGUGUGCACUUUGGGGUGGAACUCAUUCUGGUCACUCAUUCAAGCAAUUAGAAUUAGUUUACGAAAGUCAUUUGGCCCAAGUUAAAGAGGAACAACAACAGUUGAAGAGCAGGUUACUGGAAUUAAUAAGCCUUGUUCAAGAUGUAGAACAAAAUGUAGAAACUGUCCGAAAUGCCAAGGAUGAAAAAGUUAGUGAGAUCAAAACAGCUGUCAAUUUGAUGGUAGGUCGAUUAGAUGCCCAGUUAAAAGGAAAAUUGCUCACUUUAAUGCGUCAAAAAAAUUCGCUAACUCAAGAGACUGAACAGUUGGAACACUUACUACAUGAAAUUGACCACCAAUUAACCACGUGUUCUAAAUCGCAGCUUAUUGCAAAAUCAGCUGAAUUGCUAAAGAUGAUUAAUCAAGUACGUACCAAGCCAAUGUCUAGUUAUGUCACUGUUCCUGUUGCAGCUGAUUUUCUUAGUGAAAUUGUCCCUACUUAUGACACUGGAACGUUUGUUAUGCAAAACUUCUCCAAACUGCAAAAAAAAGCCGAACCGGUUUAUUCUAAUCCUUUAUAUGUUAAUGGAUUGUGUUGGAGAUUAAAAGUAUAUCCCGGUGGCAAUGGGGCAGUGCGUAGAGAAUACCUUAGUGUUUUUUUAGAGUUGACCGUUGGGUAUCCAGAAACUAGCAAGUAUGAGUAUCGUGUUCAGAUGAUCCAUCAGAAUACUUCUAAAAUUAUCCAACGAGAGUUUGUGUCAGAUUUUGAAAUAGGAGAAUGCUGGGGCUACAAUCGUUUUUUUCGGUUGGAUUUACUGGCAGACGAAGGAUAUCUAGAUAUUAUAACGGAUACCCUUGAACUACGGUAUCAAGUACGGCCAUCAACUUUUCAACACAAAUGUCGGGAUCAGCAGUGGUACAUCAACAAUCUGCUUCGAGCUCAAGCACUUCACCUGACUGAGAUUAAAGCGCUCAACACACGCUUAGAGUGCACUGAGCGACUGUUAGUUGAUAAAAAUCAAGAGAAGACUGACUCAUAUGCUAGCCUGGAGUUUCCUACUUCUCAAUUGAACAAUAUGCUCGAUGCAUCAAAAUACAACAAUCAGAAAACGGAUAACACAUCGACGGUUAAAGUUUGUUGUAGCACAAAUCCAGCCAAAUACAAUCAAGGUUCAAAUCAAACAUUAACCAAUAGUAGCAAUGGAAUACAAAGUAUAGGAUCGUCUGUCAAUAACACACAUGCAUCGUCUAAUAUUGCUACACUCCUAUCACCUGCGCAUAUGCAAUCAUGUAACAGAAAAAAUCAUCAUUUACCAACAUCUCAAAAGAGUGACCCAAGUUUGAAACCCCAUGAAAAUUUUGAUCCCAGUACUAGUAUGCCUGAAAUUACUAAAAAGCAACAUUUGUUUAUUUCUUAUUCAUCUCCAAAUCUUCAACUCCAUAAAACGGCGCCGACUCUAACAUCGGAAAAUGAUGGUAUAUCAGAAGUCACUGAAAAACAAUACAACAACGAAAACAUAUAUAAACGGAUCACUGCCAAUAUUCAGGUUCCUUUGAAUGAUAAUGACUCUCUCGAGGAAAACGAAAAUGACUCUGAGGAAGUGUUGUCCGGUGAAAAUGAUGUUGAAUAUGCCGAGUUAUCGAUGACUCAAAGGAUGCCGUCGUCAAAACCACCGAUUAUGAACCACACUAACAUUGAUCUGAAAAAUCAAUCUUUGAUUGCUGGUGUCACACCUUCGGAAAACCAUACUGCGCUCGAAGAUGACCUUAUGCUGUUGACUUUAUUUGACAAUCCUAAUGGAAGCUUAAAUUUACUAAAAAACAGUUUCGCAGAAUUAACAGAAUUAAAUACUUCGAACGAUUGGAUAAACCGUCAGCCCGUAAUUUCAGCUAGUGUUUUCGAGAGUUUGCUAGAACCACCACUACUGAAUAGCAUGCCACUGACGAGUAUCGAUACAAACUCAGGAGAAGCAGACUUUAGCACAACCACUGCCACGGAUAUGCAAAAGAGAAUCGCUACAACAAGUAAUGAUACGUUAAAUACUCUAGAAUUCCUUAGGUUUUUUGAGCGUUUAGUGGAAUACGAAGAUUGA